Molecule: messenger RNA, 808 nt
Organism: Schistocerca serialis cubense
Lineage: Eukaryota; Metazoa; Arthropoda; Insecta; Orthoptera; Acrididae
Exons: 6
Coding region: 6-677 (223 amino acids)
Source: RefSeq, a predicted model, not a curated record
UGACGAUGACACCAUCGAUGCUGCCUGCGAUCGUAGCUCUUCUGGCAACGCUAUGCUGUCCAACUGCGGCCCAUUUGCCAGAGCCGUGGCCGUCGUGCGACCUGCUGUACAACUGGUUCUGGUGCCGGGGCCACCACGAGGGUGGCCUUAUCUGCGAGGGGAGCUUCAAGUGGGGUUCCGUGGAGCCGGUGGCCGUACUCUGGACACGCUCCAUUGAGACCGGCGACCAAAGUCACGUCCGAGGACAGGAUGAUUUUGGCUUCCUCUACAACGUGAUCAACUAUGAAGGACAUUUAAAGUUUUCGUUGAGAUAUUGUUUUGAAGCUGAAAGAACAUAUCCCGAAUCUUCUGACUGGCAUCACAGAGAUCCACCGCCGUGCAAAGAGAACUGGUACAACUGCGACCUUAUAGACGACAGAUUCGCAUGCCAGCUGAGACUGUGUCCGUGGUCACACGAGCCACUGCUCCCUUUGUCUGGGAAGGUCGUUGAUUGGUACGGCUGCACAAAAAAUGGGGACCAGGUUGACUGCUAUCUCAGUAAUCUUGGUGAGCGCAAGAUUCAUCAUCACAGCUGGCCGCACGUGAAGCAUCAUGAUGGCUUCCACGAGCACCUCCCUCACUACGAGUAUGCUGGUAUGGAACCCGAGUACCAAGACAUGAGACACGAAGAUCUCUGACCAACUGCUGGAACCAACUACUUCCUUCCUUCUGUCACCGGCUUAGAAACGAUGUAUGGUCAAUGAAGUCACCUACCCCGGCACUUUGGAGCCUAAAUCGCUGCGUCAAGAAAGCCACUGGAGAUCUUACU